AGAUAAUAUGUGAGGGAAAAGAAGAAACCCUAAAUUGCACUGGAUGUCAUCUCAUACACGUGUUAUCUGCAACAUAUGGUCGCCACGAAGAUGGAAAUGUAUAUUGCAAUCAUGAAUCCAUAAGUGACACUAAUUGUGGUGAGCGGGAUAAUGCACUGAAAGUUACUGCUCAGCAUCUAAACAAUACAUACACUUGUUCUCUGCACGCAGACCACACUUUGUUCGCUCUUGAUCCCUGUAGAGGAACCUACAAGUACUUGGAAAUUGACUUUGAAUGCAUUCAAGGUGUUGAUCCCUGUCAAAUGUUAAACUGCCAAAAUGGGGGAACGUGUGUUCUUCGUCCGCUUUGUAAUAGCUGUAAUGCAUCAUGUAUGUGCAGAUCAUGUUUCACUGGAGAUUUAUGUGAAGAUCUUGGAAUUGCAAAGAUAGUAAGUACCAACGGUAUUCAAUGGGUAAACAACAGCUUGAAACUUGUUGAUGACACGAAAGUAGAGUUUGAUCUUCAGGUUAAAAUGAAAGGUGAUGUGUUGCUAGUUGCAGUGUUUACUAACCAGACAAUAGAAACCAAUACAGCUGUAAAUAACCCUGUUGUCACUGGGGGAGU
Molecule: messenger RNA, 604 nt
Organism: Anneissia japonica
Lineage: Eukaryota; Metazoa; Echinodermata; Crinoidea; Comatulida; Comatulidae
Product: L-rhamnose-binding lectin CSL3-like
Exons: 4
Molecular function (GO): carbohydrate binding
Source: RefSeq, a predicted model, not a curated record